AUGUCAGGUGAACUGGUGCUGACUGUUGGCGGUGCUGCCUCUGUGCUCUUCAGCAGCCACUUACCUGCUUGUAAGUUCCACUGGUCUUCUUAUGUGGUGCUCUCAGAGUUUAAAGAGAGUGAAAGUAGAAGCCACAAGACAUCCUGCUGCCUGCCUCCAGAAUCUGCAAGGGCCACUGCAGAGCAGGAUGAUGGUGCUGCAGCUAUCUCUGUUGUGUCAGUAUAUCAUGGGGAAUCAUCUGAAAAGAAGCUCUCAAUGUUGUCUUCAUAUUCGCGAUGUCAAGGAAGAGCAAGUGUCUUAGAACACACUUUCCCUCCUAAAGGAGUUACAGUGAUGGUGGUAAGAAAUCUGAGUGUGGAGACAACCUUCGCCCACUUAGGCUUCACAGACCACCCAGAGCUUCAGGUUCCUCUCUUUCCCGUGUUUCUGCUCGUGUACAUUAUCACCGUGGUGGGAAACCUUGGGAUGAUCGUGAUCAUCAAGAUCAACCCCAAAUUUCACACCCCCAUGUACUUCUUCCUCAGUCACCUCUCUUUCGUUGACUUCUGUUACUCCUCCAUCAUCACCCGCAAGCUGCUGGAGAACCUGGUCUUGACAGAUGAAAGCAUCUUCUACUCCAGCUGCAUGCUGCAGUACUUCUUGUCCUGCACAGCUGUGGUGACUGAGUCUUUCUUAUUGGCAGUGAUGGCCUAUGACUGCUUUGUGGCCAUCUGUAUUCCCCUGCUGUAUAUAGUAGUCAUGUCAAAGAGACUCUGUGCCCUGCUGGUGGCAGGGUCAUAUAUCUGGGGUAUGUUUGGCACCUUGGUGCUCCUGUGCUAUGCUCUUCGACUGAGUUUUUCUGGAUUUAAUGUCAUCAACCACUUUUUCUGUGAGUACACAGCCCUCAUUGCUAUCUCCAGCUCUGACAUCCACCUCCCCUACCUGCUGCUCUUUGGCUCUGCCACCUUCAAUGAGGUGAGUACCCUACUGAUCAUCCUCACCUCCUAUGUGUUUAUUGUUGUGACUGUGUUAAAAAUCUCUUCUGCCAGUGGGUGUCGCAAAGCCUUCUCCACCUGUGCCUCCCACCUGACCGCCAUCACCAUCUUCCAUGGGACCAUCCUUUCUCUUUACUGUGUUCCCAACUCCAAAAACUCCAGGCAAACUGUCAAAGUGGCUUCUGUGUUUUACACAGUCAUCAACCCCAUGCUGAACCCCCUAAUCUACAGCCUGAGGAACAAAGAUGUCAAAGAGGUUGUCUGGAAGUUGGUAGACAAAAAAAUCCUGUUUCACUGA
Molecule: messenger RNA, 1272 nt
Organism: Sciurus carolinensis (gray squirrel)
Lineage: Eukaryota; Metazoa; Chordata; Mammalia; Rodentia; Sciuridae
Product: olfactory receptor 5D14-like
Exons: 3
Coding region: 1-1272 (423 amino acids)
Biological process (GO): sensory perception of smell; G protein-coupled receptor signaling pathway
Cellular component (GO): membrane
Molecular function (GO): odorant binding; olfactory receptor activity; G protein-coupled receptor activity
Source: RefSeq, a predicted model, not a curated record